Molecule: messenger RNA, 1212 nt
Organism: Danaus chrysippus (African queen)
Lineage: Eukaryota; Metazoa; Arthropoda; Insecta; Lepidoptera; Nymphalidae
Source: the annotation of a GenBank genome assembly
AUGACGCCAUCUAUUGGCGUUGCUGAGUUUUACAAAAACAAAACUAUAUUUGUCACCGGGGGAACGGGAUUUUUGGGGAAAGUUUUGGUGGAGAAAUUGUUAAGAUGCUGUCCGGAUUUAAAGAGAAUGUAUUUAUUAAUGCGACCUAAGAAAGGGCAGAAUAUUGAAGAGAGGCUUGAAGAUUACUUCAACAGUAGGGUAUUCGAGAUUCUUAAUGAAAAAUCACCAAAGUCUUUCGACAAGGUCACUGCAAUUCGUGGAGAUAUUCUCCAGGAUAAUUUGGGAAUCUCCAUUGAAGACUGGGACAAAUUAACGAGGGAAACUGAGAUUGUGUACCAUUGUGCUGCUUGCGUUAGAUUUGAUAUGCCUAUCCGUGAUGCUGUAAACAUGAACAUUACGGGAACCGACAGAGUUCUGAAGCUUGCUGAUGAUAUGGAGAAGCUUGAGGUUUUCGUCCAUGUUUCUACAUCAUAUUGUCGAUGUGAAGUAAGGAAUUUAGAAGAGCGUCUGUACCCAGCUAAGCAUAGACCACAAGACAUCAUGAACUGCGUCCAAUGGAUGGAUGACGAGCUUUUGAAACCUUUGGAGCCAAAAUUAAUUGAGCCACAACCGAAUACUUACGCGUACACCAAAUCAUUAACUGAAGAGCUAGUUGCUCAAAAAGCGGGUAAAUACCCCAUUGUGAUAGCAAGGCCAUCUAUUGUGACUGCUGCUGAAAAGGAACCCUUACCAGGUUGGGUUGACAAUCUGAACGGACCCACGGGACUUUUAGUGGGUUCUGGAAAAGGUCGUCUGUUCGUUCAUGAGUUUCCUUUCUCCGUCUGUCUGUGGUAUCCUGAUGGGACAGCCAAAAGCUCCAAAAUACACCAUAUGAUAGCAGCUUUCUUCCUUCACGUCUUGCCAGCGUAUUUCAUUGAUUUCCUCAUGCUUCUGAUGGGACAGAAAACUUUCAUGGUGAAAGUACAAAAACGAGUGAGCUACGGCCUGAACGUGCUUCAAUACUUCACAAUAAACGAGUGGUUUUUCGAAAACGAUUACUACAAGUCGCUGAAAGAAAGAAUAUCGAAAUCUGAUAACGACGUUUUUUACACGGAUUUGUCGACACUCAAUUGGAAUAAGUAUAUGCAGAGUUACGUAAAGGGUGCCAGAGAAUUCUGUUGUAAAGAGGAUGAUAGUACUUUACCCCAAGCGAGGAAACUUCUUAAUCAGUAA